AUGCGUUGCACCUUGCGACCAAAGCAAAACAUCCGAGAGCAGCGCAAGCAAAGGAAGGAGUUGCCUGGCGACAGCCAUCACCGCCGCAUAGCUAUAUCGUGUCAUCUUCCCUAAUCCCUAUAAUGCACACCUUUCCUGUCCCCUACUCAAUCCUUGUCGCUCAAAGAUCCCAAGGGUGCAGAGCAGCAGCGUCUCUGUACGUCUAUCAACAGCAGUUCGGCAAUGCAGGCGGCCGCCGCCUCGGCGCCGGCGCCGCGCCACCGCGUGUACACGGCCGUCGAGCCCCGGUGCGAGUGGGCGCGCACGGCCGACGCCGACACCCUCGUCGUCGACGUCUCAGGGUUCAUGAAGGAGGAGCUCAAGGUGCUCUACAACACGAGCCGGAAGCUGAAGGUCGCCGGCGAGCGCCCCGUCGGAGAAGGCGGCGGCGCGCGAUGGGCGCGGUUCCUCAAGUCGUUCCCGGUACCGAAGAGCGUCCGUGCCGGCGGCAUCAGGGCCGUGAUGGACAAGGAGCAAGCCGUGCUCUACGUCAUCCUGCCCAAGGGGUCAUCACAACCACCACCAGGUCCUCCACCGCCGCCGCCACCACCGUCGUCGUCCAUGGCCGCGCAGAAGGAGCAGCAGCCUGGAGGCGCCCUGCCCCUGCCGCACGGAGAGCGGAAAGGCGAUGGCCCGUCGGGCGGCAGCAGCAGCAAUGGCGGCUUCUGGAGCGCCCAAGAGGACGCAGGGAAGAACAGGGCUGAAGAGAAGAAUGCGGCACCGAAGGAGACCAGGAUUCAGAUACAGGAGGAGGAGAUUGGCACACCAGAUGCACCAAGAAACGAUGGUGGUGGUGAUGGUGACAAGAGGUGGUGGGAGAAGCUUACGCCUCUGCACGUGGUUGGCUUCAUUGUUAUCGUCCUCGCGGUGGUAGGAAUUGGUGCACUGUAUGCAACGCUGCUACUCUGAAUCAUGUGUAAAAGACUACAACUUCUGUAACCUGCCUGACUAACUGAACAGAUUCAAAAAUGAGCAGACAACUU
Triticum aestivum (bread wheat) is the source of this 1022-nucleotide messenger RNA. RefSeq lists its product as uncharacterized. The transcript has 2 exons. Lineage: Eukaryota; Viridiplantae; Streptophyta; Magnoliopsida; Poales; Poaceae. The record is from RefSeq and is a predicted model, not a curated record. Gene Ontology annotation, biological process: cellular response to heat. Bases 223 to 948 code for a protein of 241 amino acids.